Messenger RNA from Parnassius apollo (apollo), 678 nucleotides. NCBI's taxonomy places the organism in Eukaryota, Metazoa, Arthropoda, Insecta, Lepidoptera, Papilionidae. The record is from the annotation of a GenBank genome assembly.
AUGAAUAAAAAAACAAAUUUAGGGAAACGGGAGUUAGAAGAUAUCAUGAACAACCUGUCAGAUUUAUCCGAUCUUGACUCAGAUGAUGAUGCCUAUUACCAAACAGCCCCUGUAACCAGCCCGGCAGAUUACCAGAAUGAGUCUCAAGAUGUUAUUGUUGAAAGGCGUCUUGAAGAGUUGUUUGGUGUAUCUGAUAACUUGGAAGAAACUAUUGAAAGCCAAGAAAUAUAUUCAGUAGAAGCACUCACAGAUAUUUUAGAAAUAAAUAGUCCUAGACCUAUUGGUAGUGUGGGUAAGACAACAGGACAAUAUGAUGUUCUCCCAACAGAGGAAAAUAUUGCAACUUAUGAAGAAAGCUUUGUUAUGGAUUGCAACCAACGAGAAACUGAAAUAGAGCAAUGCUUAGAUGAUAUCCGUGAAGAACACUCCCACUAUACUCCAAUAUCUACAAAUGGCUUAAGUGCAAGACCUUCAAGCAGUAAUGUUAUUGUAACAGAACCGGAUCGUCGCUCAAGAUCAAGCAGAACUAUGAAUACAGUAAGACAACCAAGGGAGUGGAAAAUUGAAACAGAGAUACACAAUGUUCCUGAAUUUACCAAUUCAAUUCAACCACAAUCAACAUAUAGUCAUAAAACGCGGCCUAUCGAUGUUUUUCAAAACUUUUUCCAGAAUAUUUAG